Messenger RNA from Podarcis raffonei (Aeolian wall lizard), 2157 nucleotides. RefSeq names its product membrane cofactor protein-like. Bases 571 to 1431 code for a protein of 286 amino acids. Gene Ontology annotation, biological process: negative regulation of complement activation, classical pathway. The transcript is spliced from 12 exons. The record is from RefSeq and is a predicted model, not a curated record. Lineage: Eukaryota; Metazoa; Chordata; Lepidosauria; Squamata; Lacertidae.
ACGGCGGAGGUGGUUCCUCUUGUGGCCCCCCCCCCCGCCUUCCUCUCGGCCGAGCUGACGCCGCUGCUCACGCCCCUUGGCCGGAAAAGCGCGCCGCCGCCUCUCCCUUCCCGUCGAGUCGUUUCCUGGGCCCGCUCCGUCGCUUUGCUUUUCAGCUGCGGAGGGAGCUGCGGCGGCGCUUUCUCUUUCUCUGACUCCGGGCUCUCUCUUUCGUGCGAUGGCGCCUCUUCCUGGCGGGGGGCGGUUUCCGUUAGCGCUGCUGCCGCUGUUUUCCUCGCUGUCCAGAGUUCAAGCUUCAGAACUUCCUCUGAAUUUUUAUUUCCAAGUGAUUGCACCCAUCCACAUGUAGCCAAUGCUACCCUAAGGAGCGGGGAUCCGAAAGACAGUUAUCCUGCUGGGACUGUUUUGCCCUACUGUUGCAUUGCAGGUUAUGAGUCUAUUCCUGGAGACACACUUUUUCUUACAUGUCUUGACACUUCAAAAUGGUCAAUAGAAAAUCCUAGGUUUUGUCAAGGAAGUCGAUGUCCUACUAUAAAUUUAGAGAAUGGCAGAAUAGUAAAAUCAAGCGAUAUGCGGCUAGGUGAUGAAAUAACUCUAGGCUGUAAUGAGGGGUACAGAUUGAUAGGCGAAAAGACUCUUCGAUGUGUGCUUGUAGGCGACAAAUUGGAGUGGCAUACAGGACCUCCAUUUUGCCAUCUAAUCCGAUGUUACCCCCCUGAAAACAUUCCCUUUGGCUCACACAGUGGUCGACCUUUUGAAGAGUUUCAUUAUGGCUCAUCAGUGACAUACACUUGUAGACAAGGUUUCUCCCUUAUUGGAAGCCCGAUUAGUACAUGUUCAGCUUCUGCAGAUGGUACUCGUGGAGAGUGGAGCCCAUCUCCGCCUAAAUGUAAAGUGGUCCGUUGCCGUGAACCUGAAAUAGAAAAUGGAAGAGUGACAACAAAGCCUCAGCGUUUUUACACAUAUGGAGAUCGUGCAGAUUUUGAAUGUAAUCCAGGAUACGUUAUGGUGGGGAGUAGCACCUGUACAUGCGGGCCUGACCAUGCAUGGAUUCCUCUUUUUCCAAAAUGCUUUAAGGCAGGAACGCCUGGAGGAGGAGGAGGAGGAGGAGAUGACAACCCAGGCCCUGGAAAUGGAGCAGAUCCAGAGACAGUGCCUCCUGGAGACAAUACAGGACCGACACACAAUCCAGAGACGCCUCCUGGAUAUGACACAGAAUCUAAAAACAUCACAGCAAUUGUUAUUGGAUGUCUCGUGGCUGUUUUAGUUGUGCUUGCUCUAGUUGCUGUAUUUUGGAAAUACCGAUCUUCCGUGAAAACUGGAGUACCCGAAGCUCCUUCUAGUUCUGCUCAAUUUGACAAGUUGGUAUCAAAAUCUGGAUUGGAAGCCAAAGGUUCUCAAUUGAACAAGGUUUCUUCAGUAAACCUGUAAUCCAGCACCCUUCCAGUUGAUCAUUAAUUCCUAACAGUUCUAAUUUUUAUAACUGGAAAUGAGAAUUGAGGGAAGGACUAUGUGAAAAGUCAAAGCAAUUUUCAUUAAGAACUGGCCAUCCAGGUUAUUCAGCUAUUUGAAGCAUGAAGCAGUACUGGGCCCCAACAAAACUCUCAUCAUUUGCUCUUACUUUUGCAUAGAACUGGGUUCCAGCUUCCCUUGAAGAAUGUCUCUUUAAGUGCCUUAAUCAAAUACAGAGCCAAGCAGAACUGAUUGUGUAUCUACCCUGGCAAGGUGCAUUAUUAUUUCUUCAAACCUUGUAAAGAUGUAAUGGGUUCUGUGUAGGAAAUGUGAAAUGUUGCCAUUUGUUUUCUAGAAUCUUGUUCAUCUCAUGAAAUGGAGGGGGCAAGUGUAGCUAUUAAAAAUUACCAACCUUUUGACUUCCUCAAGCCUUUCUCAUGCAGAAUUUUAAAAGCUGCCUUUAUUUCCUUACAGGAUUUUCAAAAGUGUAAACAACAGUAAUAUGUGCCUAAUAGAAAAUAUUCUUUAAAAAAAAUCAUCAUAGGCAAACAAAAGUUCUGUAUGCUUAGCCGAAAAAGCAAGGAACACUUUUGAGACACCUUAAUUUCCGUAGGAAAAAGUUAAAUAAAAUAACUCUCCCAUUAAAAUCAAUUAGAGUGAAAACUGCAGUGCUUCAAAUGUACUGAAUUAAACUUGUUACAUUCA